AUACCAUGCGUCAACUAUAGAGCUACAUCAUCUACGUCAAGUUACUGGCCAAUUAUACACCAUGACUUCCCACAUAGAGCAACCAAUAACGCUGAAAAAUGGCUUGACGCUGCCAAACCGGUUAGCCAAGUCUGCCAUGGCGGAGAACCUAGCAGAUGGGGACCUUUUGCCAACCAAUCAAGUCUAUACUGCCUACAAGACCUGGGCCAAUGGCGGUUGGGGACUGAUAAUCACAGGGAACGUGCAAGUUGAUCCUCGUCACCUGGGUCAAGCCGGAGAUAUUGCCAACAAUGAUUCAAUCGACAGGGGCCGCAUUCUAAACAGCUGGAAGAAGUGGGCAUCCGUCUCUAGAAGCGGCGGAACUCCGACUGUCGUCCAGAUCAGCCAUCCCGGUCGGCAAUCUCCACUCGGCGCUGGCACACGAGGUUUCUUCGACAAGACGCUCGCUCCUAGCGCUGUCCCUUUGCGACUCGGCAAAGGCGUGUUCGCGGGGGUGAUCUCCAGUCUACUGUUUGGAACGCCAAGAGCCAUGACGGUUGCGGAGAUUCUGGACAUUCAGGAUCGCUUCGUCAAGACAGCAGUUCUUGUCGCUGAUGCUGGAUUCGACGGCAUAGAGCUUCACGGGGCACAUGGAUACCUCCUCUCGCAGUUCUUGAGUCCCAAGACUAACCGGCGAACCGACGAGUAUGGAGGAUCAGCUAAGAAGAGGGCAAAGAUUGUAGUAGACAUUAUCAAGGCAAUCCGCAAGGCCGUACCCCCAAGCUUCACAGUUGGUAUCAAGUUCAAUUCAGUCGAUCACCAGUCUUCACAAGCCCUGGAGGAGUGCCUCGAGCAGCUCCGCUUAAUCACAGACUCCGGGAUCGAUUUUCUAGAAAUCAGUGGUGGAAGUUACGAGGAGCCACUUGGUAUCGUCGACCCCAAUAAAGUCCCAGCCACCAAAAAAGAAAGCACGAAGAACCGAGAAGCCUUCUUUCUUGACUGUGCGACAGCUAUCAGAGACCAAUUCCCUGGCCUGCCGUUGCUCGUCACGGGCGGUUUCCGCAGCCGCAAGGUGAUAGAGGGUGCUUUGGCAAGCGGUUCGCUGGACGUGGUAGGUCUCGCACGGCCGGCAAUGCUGGAUCCCUCUGUUCCGACAAAUACGCUCCUGGACAAGAGCAAGAAGGACGAUGAGGCACGGGCCAUUGCCGUUUCUAUUCCAACCCCUUGGCUGCUGAAGAAGAUUGGCAACUAUAUCAUUGGUGCUGGCUAUGAAACGGCCUGGUAUGGAAGGCAAAUCAAGACCCUGGGUAAAAAAUAA
Molecule: messenger RNA, 1297 nt
Organism: Fusarium oxysporum Fo47
Lineage: Eukaryota; Fungi; Ascomycota; Sordariomycetes; Hypocreales; Nectriaceae
Product: NADH:flavin oxidoreductase/NADH oxidase family protein
Exons: 4
Coding region: 62-1297 (411 amino acids)
Molecular function (GO): FMN binding; oxidoreductase activity
Source: RefSeq, a predicted model, not a curated record